UAUUAACAGAAUGAACUGUUAUUAAAUUUUCAGAAGGCCGUAGCCCUACCAUCUCAACCAUGAAUACCUAUGAAGCAAGUGAAAACAAUACCAUUGAAGUUGGCCAAGGAAGUUUAAAGCUUCUUUACUCAGCAGAUGAAGGAAAACUUACUCGUUAUGUUAAUACCAGAAAUUCGGUUACGGCCUUUGCUGAGCAAUCCUAUGGUUAUUACUCGGGAAAUGAUGGAACUGAUAAAGAUCCUCAGGCUUCUGGGGCAUAUGUUUUUCGUCCAAAUGGUACAUUCUCCAUUAAAUCUGAAAACCAGGCAUCUAUUUUUAUUUGAACAAAUUUCAUGUCU
Molecule: messenger RNA, 338 nt
Organism: Gossypium raimondii (Peruvian cotton)
Lineage: Eukaryota; Viridiplantae; Streptophyta; Magnoliopsida; Malvales; Malvaceae
Product: alpha-mannosidase At3g26720-like
Exons: 3
Coding region: 60-323 (87 amino acids)
Biological process (GO): carbohydrate metabolic process
Molecular function (GO): carbohydrate binding; alpha-mannosidase activity
Source: RefSeq, a predicted model, not a curated record